Messenger RNA from Drosophila arizonae, 1064 nucleotides. RefSeq names its product DUF1676 domain-containing protein Osi14 (gene Osi14). Gene Ontology annotation, cellular component: membrane. The record is from RefSeq and is a predicted model, not a curated record. Lineage: Eukaryota; Metazoa; Arthropoda; Insecta; Diptera; Drosophilidae.
CAGCAACAGCAGCAGCAGCAGCAACAGCUUCCAGUCAACAGCCAAGGAUUAAAUCGCGUCGCGUGUCAGCAAAAGUUCUCGAACUAAAAACCUAAACGAAAAUGAAAGUGUUUUCCAUUGCCUGUGUGUGCCUCGUCUUGGCGGCCAGCAGCGCCUGGGCCGCGCCCAGUGUGCAAGAUAAUCGCGUCGAAAGUGAUAACACGCUCGGACGUGCCGCCCGCUAUCUGGGCGCCUGCCUCGAGAGCGAUGACAUGACCACCUGUCUGGCCGUCAAGGGCAUUACCGCACUGAAUCGCGCCGCCAGGAGCAACAACAUUGAGCUAAUCAAUGGCGUCACCUUCCAGAGAGAUCCCGCCAGCCCCGUGCAGCGCAGCGGCAAGUCCCUCAGCGAGCAGGACAUCUAUGCUGAGCUGCCACAGAAUGGCGAUGAGCGCAACGGCCGCCUGGUCGAUCUGGCCAUAUCCAGUGCCACCGACUUCCUGAGCACCCACAACUUGGAGUUCAAGCUGCCCGCCGAGACCACCCAGCAGGUGGCACGCGCUCUGGAUGAAGGUCGCGGCAAGAUCAAGAAGAUGAUUGGCCCCAUUGCCCUGGCCAUUGGCGCUAAGCUGUUCGCUGUCAUUCCCUUGGUGCUCGGCUUCCUCGCCCUGUUGACCUUCAAGGCCGUCGUCGUGGCCAAGAUCGCUUUCUUCUUGGCCAUUCUGGUCGGCGGCUCCCGCCUGCUGAGCGGCUUUGGCAACAAGUUCGGCGGCAGCGCUAUCGGUGGCUACAGCUCGAACGCCUGGUCCGCCCCAGCCACCGCUGGCUGGAGCUCGGGCGCCUCCUCCGCCUAUCCCUAUGCACGCAGCAUCACCGUCGACAAUGCCCAGGAGCUGGCCUACGCCGGCCAGCAGCCGGAGCAGCAGCAGCAGCAGCAGCAGUAAGCGGACCUCGUUUCACUUCGGCCAACAGCCAGAAAUGUGCCUUUUCUUUUUAUUGAAAAUCUAGCUUGUAGUAAUUUAUUCGAGACGUGAAGCUGACGCGUAUUUAAUUGCCUAAUUUAUUAUUGUAUAACACAACAUUGC